Schistocerca serialis cubense is the source of this 441-nucleotide messenger RNA. RefSeq lists its product as uncharacterized. The record is from RefSeq and is a predicted model, not a curated record. NCBI's taxonomy places the organism in Eukaryota, Metazoa, Arthropoda, Insecta, Orthoptera, Acrididae. The coding region runs from base 1 to 441 and encodes 146 amino acids. The transcript has 2 exons.
AUGAGCCAAGCUUUCCCAAAAUGUGAAGAAGACUGGCUGAGAAUUGCAAGUGAUUUUGAAACCAAACGGCAGUUACCCUACUGUUUAGGAGCUAUUGAUGGGAAACGCAUCAGAAUUGUACCUCCUAAAGAAAGUGGAUCGUUUUUCUUCAAUUAUAAGAAAACAGAUAGUGUUGUCUUAAUGGGUGCAGCUAAUGCAAAUUAUGAAUUUGUGUACUGUGAUGUGGGAACAAAUGAGAGAGCAUCCGAUGGAGGGGUUCUGCAGAACACUAAAUUUUACAAACUUCUUGUUAAUAAUAGUUUAAAAGUUCCUCAACCUCAACAAAUUGCAAAUUCGCAGGAAAUAGGCCUAAUGGAGUAUGUUUUUGUUGGUGAUUAUGCCUUCGCAAUUCACAAAGAAAAAUCAUCAAAGGAAGAAAGAAUCUUUAAUUACCGCCUCUAG